Molecule: messenger RNA, 990 nt
Organism: Maudiozyma saulgeensis
Lineage: Eukaryota; Fungi; Ascomycota; Saccharomycetes; Saccharomycetales; Saccharomycetaceae
Source: the annotation of a GenBank genome assembly
AUGCUAGAUAAAAUGUCCACAUUAGAUCAGUUACGUUACGCUGGUACUACGAUUGUGUGUGACACAGGAAAUUUUGAAUCCAUUGGAAAAUAUAACCCUCAAUCAUGCACUACCAAUCCAGCACUUAUUCUGGCUGCUGCUCAAGAUGAUAAAUAUAAAGAAUACGUUAAAAAAUCAGUACUGUAUGGUAAAGAAACAGGAGCAACUGAUGAGGAAAAAAUUGAAAUUGCAAUCGAUACCUUUUUUGUUGAAAUUGGAUGUAAAAUAUUGGAAGUUGUUCCAGGGAGGGUAUCCACUGAAGUAGAUGCUAGAUUGUCCUUUAAUAAGAAAGAAACUAUUAGAAGAGCUAUUAGGAUCAUUGGCCUAUAUGAACAAAGAGGAUAUUCCAAGGAUCGCGUUCUUAUUAAAAUUGCUUCAACAUGGGAAGGAAUCCAAGCAGCGAAAGAACUGGAAGAUAUACACAACAUUCACUGUAAUUUAACUUUGUUGUUUUCACUGACUCAAGCUGUUGCAUGUGCAGAGGCCAAUGUUACAUUGAUAUCACCUUUUGUGGGAAGAAUUAUGGACUUUUUUAAGGCCAAAUCAGGUAAGACAUUCACAAAGGAUGAUGACCCAGGUAUCUUGGCCGUCAAAGAAAUAUUCUAUUACUACAAGAAACACAACUAUAAGACAAUAGUUAUGGGAACGUGUUUUAGAAAUAACGAAGAGUUGUUAUCAUUAGCUGGAAUUGAUAGUGUCACUCUUCCACUAGAUAAGCUGGAAGAGCUUUCUACUUCUCAUGAAAACGUUCAGAAAGUUUUAACUAUUGAAUCCAGUAAAGAAAGAGGAAAAGACAUGAGGAGCUACAUUUCGAAUGAAGCACAAUUUAGAUUCGAUAUGAAUGAAAAUGCUAUGGCAACGGAUAAGCUUUCAGAGGGGAUUAGAAAAUUUUCUGGGGAUAAUGCUUCACUGGAAAAUAUUUUUAGGAAUCUAAUCAUAGAUUCGAAUUAA